This is a messenger RNA of Rhodotorula graminis WP1, 2198 nucleotides long. RefSeq lists its product as uncharacterized. NCBI's taxonomy places the organism in Eukaryota, Fungi, Basidiomycota, Microbotryomycetes, Sporidiobolales, Sporidiobolaceae. Gene Ontology annotation, molecular function: transmembrane transporter activity. Gene Ontology annotation, cellular component: membrane. The transcript has 12 exons. The coding region runs from base 1 to 2097 and encodes 698 amino acids. The record is from RefSeq and is a predicted model, not a curated record. Gene Ontology annotation, biological process: transmembrane transport.
AUGAGCGUCGUCCCCGAGGACGGCAUCACCGAGCACGAGAAGAAGCCGCUGCCCGGCUCGCUCGGCUCGCACUCGCCCUCGUCCGGCAACUCGACCAUGGCGAGCUCGACCAACGCGCACCUCGAGCACCUCCUCAAGGAGUCGCUCUACCCCGAGGACUCGUACACGGCCGACGGCGUGUACUGGGCCGACUUGCCGCGCAAGGAGCGCCUCGCGUUCAUCAACCGCCAGCAGAACGCCGAGGCCAAGCGCGAGUUCCGCUGGGUGCUCGACAUGUUCAAGCAGGACCCGAUGGAGCCGUUCCGUCGGUACUUCCGCAAGUAUGUCAUGACGGGCAUGGGCCUGUUCGUCGAGGGUUACGUCCUGUUCUCGAUCGGAAACCUCACGGCGCUGUUCAAGAGCGCAUGGCCGACGUGCUGGGGCACCUACACCGACUGCAACGAGAACUGGGUCGACGCCGUCACGUACCUCGAGAUCCUCGGCAUCAUCGUCGGCCAGUGCAUCGUCGGGUACGAGGGCGACUGGAUCGGGCGCAAGUUUGGACUGUGCCAGGACGCCCUCAUCAUGCUCAUCGGCUCGAUCCUCCUCACCGGCGUGUGGGGCACGAGCCUCAACGCCUGGGUCAUCGCGUACGGCUGGUCGCUCUUCAUCUACGGCAUCGGCGUCGGCGGCGAGUACCCGAUGACGGGCACCAAGGCGCUCGAACAGAACAUCAUCGGCCCGUCUGGCGCUCGCGAGGACCGCCUCCACCGCGGCCGCAACGUCGUCGGCGCGUUCCUCAUGCAGGGGUGGGGCCAGGUCUUCAACCAGUGCUCGCUCCUCAUCCUCCUCAUGAUCUUCCACUCGGGCGACACCCAGCCGCCUUUCUCGGCCCGCACCGCCCAGGCGACCUACCGCGUCCAGUUCGGCCUCGCCGCCCUCGUCCACGUGUGGCUCUUCUACCACCGCCUGUACAAGGUCCACGACGCCGACGUCCAGCUGCGCGCCGCCAAGCGCAAGCAGAACACGAGCGGGUACGACAUGCAGUCGCUCCGUCUCCUCAACGCGCACUACUGGGGCCGCCUUGUCGCGACCGCCGGUGGCUGGUUCGCCAACGACGUCUUCUUCUACGGUACCAAGGUCUUCUCGUCAACGUUCAUCGGCAUCAUCCACCCGGGAGCGUCGCUCGUCGUCACCUGGGAGUACAACCUGAUCAACCUCGCCGUGUCGCUGUGCGGCUACUACAUGGGCAUGCUCUUCAUCGACGACAAGCGCUACGGCCGCCGCAACAUGCAGCAGGUCGGCUUCGCGUUCGACUUCUUCAUCUACCUCUUCGCGGCCAUCUUCUUCAACCAGCUGCGCGUGCCGGGCGCGCCGAUCGCCGCCUUCCAGUUCAUGUACCACUUCUCGUCGUUCUGGAACCAGCUGACCUUCGGCUCGCCUCCCCUUUCCUCCCCCUCCUCGACCUCGCCCCGGCGCUUCCGCGUAUACCGUGCGGGCCCAACUUUCCUCGUCGCCGGCGAGUGCUUCCCCGCCUCGGUCCGCUCGACUGCCCACGGGUUCUCGGCGGCCUGCGGCAAGCUCGGCGCCCUCCUCCCGACCGUCGUCUUCCACUACCUCUCGGACCGCAACAAGUUCUGGUUCGCCAUGCCGUUCGGCGCCCUCGGCUUCCUCGUCACAGCCAUCUUCCUGCCCGACACGACUGGCAUGGAGCUGCGCGAGAUUGAGCGCUACUGGCGUUGCGUCCGUGCGGGUCACCCCGAGCUUUACCACGGCAUCGCCAUCCACCCGCACCACCUGUCGUGGUACGAGCGCGUCGUCCUCAAGCGCGACCGGUACUACGACCCCAAGCAGGACAAGCUCGACCGCAUCGAGGAGCUCCGCGUCCUGUACGAGUCGCACCUCAUCGCGCGCGAGGACGAGACCGGCGAGUCGUACGACGUCGACCACUCGUUCAUCUCGGCCGACGUCGAGCGCUACUUCCAGCACGAGGCGCCUCCCGCCGAGCGCGUCAAGCGCCAGAUCACCAAGGAGCGCGCCAUCCGCGGCGAGGUCCCGGACGACGAGAAGAAGGUGCACCGCUCGAGGCUCGAGGAGUCGCUCGGCGGCCGUGCGUGACGAGGGUUCUUUUCCCCAGUAGACUCGUAGACCCUCUCCCUCUUCCUCUCCUCUCUCGCAUUAGCUGUCACGACUAGUAAUCCACCUGGGUCUCGCAUCGC